UGUUGAAAAUUUUAUCCAAGAUGGGUUUCGUAAAUGAAUCAGAUGUGUGUGACAGUGACAGUGAAAUAAGUUGGUCAGGUGAAACCGUGACCACUAAUAAAACGAAAAACUAUUUUAAAGUGAAUGUUAACAAUUAUGGCGACGAGUCAAUUUUCAUGAUUGAAGAUUUGAAGCAAUUUUCAGAUCUUCACACUAAAAUAUCGGAGUGUUAUCCUGACCGAAAUCAAGAUGACCUUACCAUCAAGUAUUUGGAUAAGAAUUUCAAUUUCGUACAGAUCGAGGAUGACGAAGACUUCGAAAUUUUCUUGGAAAAUCACAAUGAUCAGAAGAUCUAUGUGUCAUGGUUAAACAAAAAUGUGUAUUCAUGGGUGGAUUGA
This is a messenger RNA of Bradysia coprophila, 377 nucleotides long. RefSeq lists its product as uncharacterized. NCBI's taxonomy places the organism in Eukaryota, Metazoa, Arthropoda, Insecta, Diptera, Sciaridae. The record is from RefSeq and is a predicted model, not a curated record.